Messenger RNA from Pterocles gutturalis (yellow-throated sandgrouse), 1857 nucleotides. RefSeq names its product vitamin D3 hydroxylase-associated protein. The record is from RefSeq and is a predicted model, not a curated record. The transcript is spliced from 18 exons. Gene Ontology annotation, biological process: fatty acid catabolic process. Bases 1 to 1857 code for a protein of 618 amino acids. Gene Ontology annotation, molecular function: amidase activity; fatty acid amide hydrolase activity. NCBI's taxonomy places the organism in Eukaryota, Metazoa, Chordata, Aves, Pterocliformes, Pteroclidae.
AUGACCCAAGACCGACUGUGGCAGGUCCUAGAUCCAUUGUGGGGAGACCCUCGCACCCUCUCGGCUCUGCUCUGCACUUCGGCUGCAGCCAUUGGGCUACUGAAAUGGCUGGGACGGAGGCAGGUCCAGCAGAAGAUGGAGGAGGCGAGAAGGGCCCGGGAUCUGGCCCUGGAGCGAAUGGAGAAGGCAGCUCGCAGGUUUAAGCAAGAGAACCCAGGCACCCAGACUGCAUAUGUCCUCUCGCUGACGAUGGUGGAGCUGGCAGAGAAGCUGAAGGAGGGGUCCCUGUCCCCAGAAAGUGUCCUCUGCUCCUACAUGGGCAAAGCUUUGGAGGUAACUCGGGAGGUGAACUGUGUGGUGGACUUCAUUCAUGGCUGUGAGGAUCAGCUCCAGAAACUGAAGAAGCAGAAGGAGAAGGGGCUGCUCUACGGCAUUCCCGUCAGCAUCAAGGAGCACAUUAACUGCAAGGGCCAUGUCUCCUCUGGAGGGAUGGUGCAGUUUCUGGGCCAAGUGAAGGAAGAAGACAGCGUCAUCGUCCAGGUCCUGAAGAGCCAGGGGGCAAUCCCCUUUGUGAAAACCAACAUCCCACAGACGAUGAUAAACUAUGACUGCAGCAACCUCAUCUUUGGCCAGACGCUGAACCCUCUCAACCACCAGAAGAGCCCCGGGGGCUCCUCGGGAGGGGAGGGAGCUCUGAUCGCAGGAGGAGGCUCCCUCCUGGGCAUUGGCUCAGAUGUGGCUGGCAGCAUCCGCCUGCCAUCCAGCUUCUGCGGGCUGUGCGGGCUCAAACCCACAGGCAACAGGAUCAGCAAACUGGGUGUGAUUUCUCCUCUCGUAGGAAUUAAAUCAGUGACAGGGGUGCUGGGACCGAUGGCGAGAGAUGUGGACAGCCUGGCCCUUUGCAUGAAGGCGCUGCUCUGUGAGGAGAUGUUCCAGCUGGACCCCACUGUGCCCCGCCUCCCCUUUGAUGAGGAGGUUUACACCAGUUCAAGGCCACUUCGGAUUGGGUAUUAUGAAGGAGAUGGCUACUUCAUGCCCUCACCCAGCAUGAAACGGGCCAUCCAGCAGACCAGAAAGCUCCUCCAGGAUGCAGGGCAUACGCUUGUUCCCUUUGCACCGCCCAAGAUUGACUACAUGGUAGAUGAGCUGUUCACCAGAGGGAUUUUCUCAGAUGGUGCUGCCCACCUGGUAGACUGCCUCAAAGGAGACAUCGUGGAUCCCAACCUGAAACCCCAGUUCAGUAUUUACAGGCUUCCUGCUCUGGUGAAAAGGACCUUGGCUAUCAUUUUGAAACCCAUAUACCCACGAAUCGCUCGGCUUCUUAGUGCUCACUGUGGAGUGGGGUCUGCCAAAAACCUCUUGGAUCAGCAUGGAGCAGUGGAGGCUUACCGCACUGAGUUCAUUGCUAAAUGGAGGAAGCUCAGGCUGGAUGUGAUUCUUUGUCCCAUGCUGGGGCCAGCCUUUAACCACGGCUACGCUGGGAAGCUAUUUGCUGCUACCUCCUAUACCCAUUUAUACAAUGUCUUAAACUUCCCUGCUGGGGUGGUGCCGGUCAGCACGGUGACGAGAGCCGAUGAGGAAGAACUGAAGCACUACCGAGGGCACUACGGGGACCCCUGGGAUAAGAGGCUGAAAGAGGCUGUGGAAGGAGCUGAGGGGCUGCCGGUGGCCGUGCAGUGCGUGGCUCUGCCGUGGCAGGAGGAGCUGUGCCUUCGCUUCAUGAAGGAGGUGGAGGCACUUGCCCAUGGCACAAAGAGAAAUUUAAAAAAGGGAAAAGAGCAGAGACCAAAGGGCCACAUCAUGAACCAGCAGCAGCUCAGACAGCUCCAGUCAGAGGAGGAGGUUGAUUCCUACUAA